CCUUCCCUCCAGACAUGGCUUCUCGUCGCGGACGGUUUCGCACCAAACUCUGCCGCAACUUCGCCCUCGGACACUGUCCUCAGGGUGAUGCGUGCAACUAUGUGCACGCCUCCCCGGAUACCAUACAGAACGAUCCCAACAUUCAUGGAAUGCUCGACGGCGGAAGCCUAAUGGGACACGGACCACGACCGCCAUUAGCCUCCGCCGCUUCUCCGGUUUGGUCGACGCUCUCCCCAGUGACGAACAGUUCGGAUCACCCGAACUACCAGCUGGGCCCAACUCCGUUCGCCGGAACGGCGCCUGAUUCGCGCAUCAAGUACAGACCUUUGUCAUGGCGCACGGCGUUGUGCAGGCAUUUUGUGAAGAAUAAGGGUUGGUGCCCCGUCGGGGACAACUGCAACUAUAUCCACGAUCUCGCGCUAGCCAGCUUCGCCCGGGACGACGUGCGAAACAACGCCCGCCGCGCCUCAGGACAUGGCGGGAGGAGACCGAACGGCAAGGGCAAGGCGGGCACCAAGCACAGCCAUUGCUGGGCUUACGUCCAAGGCUUGUGCCAUGUGCAAGACUGCCAGUACCUGCACCCGGUAGCGGUACACUUGUUCUCCCAGCAUACGCCGUGUCUUUCGUGGCCGAACUGCAGAAGGGGGCCGCUUUGUCCGUACAAGCACCCGGAGCCCUACAUCUCCGACUCUCCUCCGGCGUCGCCAGCUCCGGCGGCCGCGGCUUCACGACCUCCGCCGGCGGGGGCGCAGUCCGACGUUCCCCGCGGCGCGAUUCCCUACAACGGAAUGCUCUACUUCAACGCACAGUCGCCGGUGCAGCAGCGUCCGCCCCAGCCACAACAGCAACAACAGCAGCACCAAUACCAACAGCAACACCGGCAGCUGCCGGCGCUCACCAUACCGAAUAUGCCCUCUCAGCCCCCGAUGAUGAUGAGUUCCCCCUGGCAGGGAUGGGCGAUGCCAUAUCCACCGACGCCCAUGACGUAUGUGCCCAUGAUAGCUCAGCAUCCAUGGCAGGUCCAGGACACCAGUCCCCGGUGGCCCGGGAACAGCGCGACAGCGCCCAUCCGGCCCCCCACCCUUCCUCGCUUCGCGGGCCCCGUCUUCAGCAUGAACACGAACCCCUUCGACGUGAUCCCGAGCCCGUCUUCCCCGGUGUCCAGCUCGCCCAACUACACGUACGAGCCCAUCCCCGAGCACUCGCGCGGCCACUCGCUGCCCAUCCCGGAUAGCGAGCUGCCGUAUAUCCCGCAGAAGCGCGAGCAGCAGGCCGGGCAUGCGCGCCGCGUGAGCGUCACGAUCAAGGGCAAGGAGGACCUCGACGCGCUCGGGCUCGACAGCACCUCGCGCGGGAGGCAGGCGUGGCAGACGCAUGGGGAUCGUCUCGGACGCAGGAGCUGGGCUCCAUCGUCGUCAUCAAUGCAUGGCGUGCCGAGCACGGGCACGCCCCCCGCUCUUCUCUAUGGCAUGUGAGCGCGCGCGCUCGACGUCGUCUUGCAUCUCAUUCUCAGCAUCGCUCAAUCUCUGGACUCCUGUGCACACCCACAACGCAUCUCUCUUGCUUGCAUCUUCUCCUUUCAUUCCUGCCCGGAUACUAUACCAUGCUUCCCCUUCCUGCCACGCAAACACGGACCCGCAGUAUAAUCCCUACUCUUCCAUCCCCUUCUCGGCAUGCUGAUCCCCCAAUACCUUCC
Messenger RNA from Trametes versicolor FP-101664 SS1, 1696 nucleotides. RefSeq lists its product as uncharacterized. Gene Ontology annotation, molecular function: metal ion binding. The transcript has 6 exons. The record is from RefSeq and is a predicted model, not a curated record. Lineage: Eukaryota; Fungi; Basidiomycota; Agaricomycetes; Polyporales; Polyporaceae. The coding region runs from base 15 to 1475 and encodes 486 amino acids.